Messenger RNA from Eucalyptus grandis, 2415 nucleotides. RefSeq names its product transcription factor bHLH140. Gene Ontology annotation, molecular function: single-strand break-containing DNA binding; DNA 5'-adenosine monophosphate hydrolase activity; double-stranded RNA binding. Lineage: Eukaryota; Viridiplantae; Streptophyta; Magnoliopsida; Myrtales; Myrtaceae. Gene Ontology annotation, biological process: single strand break repair; double-strand break repair. The record is from RefSeq and is a predicted model, not a curated record. Gene Ontology annotation, cellular component: nucleus. The transcript is spliced from 7 exons.
GAGGGAGAUUUUCCGCGAUGGAGAUGGAGGUUGAUGACGGUUCGGAAGCACGAGUGGAGGAGAAGGGGAAGCGAUUGGUGGUGCUGCUGGUGGGAGCACCCGGUAGUGGCAAGUCCACCUUCUGCGACGCCGUCGUCGGCGCUUCUCGGAGGCCGUGGGUCCGAAUUUGUCAGGACACAAUUGGAAAUGGGAAAGCUGGGACGAAGGCACAGUGCGUCAAGAGUGCCUUGAGUGCGUUGAAGGACGGCAAGAGCGUCUUCAUCGACAGAUGCAAUCUAGACAGGGAACAGCGUGCGGAGUUCCUGAAACUCGGCUCUGCCCAAAUUGAGGUGCAUGCCGUGAUGCUUGAUCUUCCUACUCAGCUUUGUAUUUCUCGAUCUGUCAAGCGGACGGGGCAUGAAGGGAACUUGCAAGGUGGAAAAGCUGCUGCUGUUGUGAAUAGAAUGCUGCAGAAGAAAGAAUUGCCUAAGCUGAGUGAAGGGUUUUCUCGGAUUACAUUUUGCCAUAAUGAUGCUGAAGUUCAGGCUGCUCUGGGUGCAUACAGUGGUCUUGGUCCAUCGGAUGGUCUUCCACCAGGCUGUUUCGGCCAGAAAAGCCAAGAUGCGAAGGUUCAAGUGGGAAUCAUGAAGUUCCUAAAGAAAGCAGAGGGACCUUCUCCAAGAACAAAUGCCUAUUCUUCCGAAUGCUCCUCAGAAAGAAGAAAGCAAGGGCAAAGAAGAUGCAGUCCAGGCCAUAGAUAAUGAUGUUCCACGCUGGCAUUUCCAUCCAUUUCGACAGCCGAUUUCCAGUUUAACCUCGAAAAGGCUUCUGAUAUCAUUGUCGAGACAGUUGAGGAAUUUGUGCCUAAGCUUGGAAAUGCCAGGCUUGUUUUAGUGGACUUGACUUAUGAAUCGAAAAUCUUGUCCUUGGUUCGGGCUAAAGCUGCGAAGAAGAGUAUUGACUCAAGCAAGUUCUUCACAUUUGCAGGCAAUAUAAUUGAGCUCUCUACAAAAGGAGGUUUAAACUGCAAUGUCAUAGCUAAUGCUGCCAAUUGGCGAUUAAAACCUGGAGGUGGAGGCGUUAAUGCUGCUAUUUUUAAGGCUGCAGGUGGGGACCUGGAAAAGGCAACAAAUGAACGAGUUAAGUCACUUCUCCCAGGUAGUGCUGUGGUUGUUCCUCUUCCUUCAACUUCUCCACUGUACAACAGGGAAGGGAUAACACAUGUCAUCCAUGUCCUUGGGCCGAAUAUGAACCCACAAAGACCAAAUUGUCUUAACAACGAUUAUAAUAAAGGCUGCAUGGUUCUCCGUCAAGCAUAUACAUCACUCUUUGAAGGAUUCUUGUCAUUAUUGAAGUUACAAGAAAAAUCAGUUACAAAAAGGCAUGAAGAGUUCCUGCAUCACUCCGGACAUGGUCCUGAUAAAAAUGUUGCAAAUGGUGAUUUGAAGAAUAAGAGGGAUGAUGCCGAUGUAUCUAUUAGCAGCAAAAAGAGUCGAGGAUCUGGAGAUGAAGUUGAGACUCACAUCACACGUCCCAGAACUGGAAAUUCAGAUUCAGGUACCCAAACUACCAACAGCGGAAUGACAAAAGUAUGGGGCUCUUGGGCCCAGGCUCUCUAUCAUAUUGCUAUGAAUCCAGAAAGGCAUAAGGAUGACAUUUUGGAAAUACUAGAGGAUGUUGUUGUGCUAAAUGAUGCUUAUCCUAAGGCACAGAAGCAUAUUCUCAUCUUGGCACAAGCUAGAGGUCUUGAUUGCCUGGCAGAUGUGCAUGAAGUACACCUUGAACUGUUGAGGAGAAUGCAUGCCAUUGGCUUGAAGUGGGUUGAGAAGUUCUUGCAUGAAGAUUCCCAACUAGUUUUCCGUCUCGGAUAUCACUCGGCACCAUCAAUGAGGCAGCUUCACCUUCAUGUUAUCAGCCAAGAUUUUAAUUCAGUUCAUCUCAAGAAUAAGAAGCAUUGGAACUCAUUUAACACUGCUUUCUUCCGCGACUCAGUUGAUGUCAUUGAGGAGGUGAACAAGAAUGGAAAAGCAAUUAUAAAAGACGACGAGAGUCUACUUUCUAUGGAGUUACGUUGCCACAGAUGUAGAAGUGCACAUCCAAACAUUCCCCGGUUGAAAUCACAUAUUCAGAAUUGCCAGGUCCCUUUUCCAGCUUUUUUGCUUCAAAGUGAUCGCCUUGUGCGUGCACCGGAUAGUAAUUAAACCCCAGUCUGUAGAAAGUUUUCCUCGAAAUUUUGUUGUACAUAGCGGUGGCUUUCACCUUCCCAUAGCAAGUAUCUGCUGUCUCGCAGCCAUCAAUGUUGAUUUACUUUUGGGUGUUGAGUGUAGUUGUUGGGCAAGAUAAUAUGUUAAAAGUUUCUGUACAUUGAUUGUGCUUUCUAUUACAGCGGAAUCCAUACUAAAUGACCAGAUGUUGUGACAUAACUCUUGAAAAUCA